UGGAGAUAAACCUCCUGACAUAACAGCAUUUGGGUUGGACGUUCGCUCGGGGUUUACACAGCUGCUGAGAGUUUACGAAACGAGCGAUUGGCUAAAUGUCUCGCAUCAAUCGGGAUUGAAAUGCAAAUGCCAAACUCAGAGCGGGAUAUGUCCGUCUAAACACAUACGUAAACAGAGCGGAGUACAGAUUGCUUUCAUGUGCUGCUCAAAUACAACUCCACGCCAGCAUCAGUUGGAUGUCGCCGGUGAGCACUAGAAUACUGUUUUGACUACUGCUCCUGCCAAUUACUAUAAUUAUGUUUAACACAGAAUGUCAAAUUGCUCUAUAUUUGGAGAUGAUUUUCCCGAGGUGCAGUUGGCUCAUGCUCCGUCGCUCCUGGAACAUGCCUGUGCAUAAGUGGCCUGAAACUUAACCCCUUACAGGCUCUGACGCUCAGCCAUAACACAGACUGGAGGAAUGCCAGGCCAGUCCUGUUUAACAAAACAAUAUCUGCACUGAGAAGUUCCAGAGACCUUUUUUUUUCCUCAAGGUAGCGUAAUGCUGUAAGCAUACAGUAUGUGGUAAUAGGAAGAGACACAUUGUGUAACUGGAACAUGAGCAAAUUAGUCAGUCUCAGGUAUGGAGCACACACACUUUCACACACACAUAUUACACAGUUAUGAAUGGUCCCACAGCACAUACACACCCACACACCUACAUUUCUGAAGGCACAAACUUCUCACACAAACCCGAAUACACUAACUCAAGCACAACAUACACACACCCAAACACACCCCCCUCGUCUUACAGCCCUCGCUCGACUUCCUCCCAGAUUUGACACAACCGCACCAUGUGUUUCACAAUCGGUGUGCCAGGCUCGGCUGCACCUAAUUCAAGUCUUUUCCCCCAUUAGAGGGAACGCAGCGGUGAGAAUGCCUUCCACCAGCAGCGGCAUUAGUUCGUUUUUUUAGCCCAGACGAGUCGAUUCAUCCCAUCAGCCAUACCAUCAACCCAGCUGUGUCUUAAUCACCAGGGGUUUUUCCCGACAGGGAAAAGCUGGCCGUGGCUCGCCUGCAGAGGGAAGUUGCACGGAGCAAGAGCGAAGGAACAAUGCGAGAAAAGCUGAUCCACGAGCUAGAGGAAGAGCGACGCCUGCGACUGGAGAGCGAGAAGCGUCUCCGGGAAGUGACGGAGGAGUCCGAGCUGGGACGGGCGCAGAUGGUUUCACUGCAGCAACAAUUCUCCAGGAUGGAAGAGACGGUGCGGUCACUGCUGCAGAAUCAGGGCGUCCUGGAGCAGACUGCUGUGGACACAGUGGACAUCAUGAAGGCCUAUAAGGAUAAACUCUCCGAGGAAGUGCAGAAACAGCACGAUGGCCCCGAAGAGAACAGCUCCCUGCCGGCGACUCAAGCGGAGCCGGACCUGGGGCUGCUGCCGAACGCCGAUCCUGAUGCCAGCCAAGCAGAGGAGGACAAAGACAAAACCAAACCCCUUCUGGAGCGCCUCAAGGCCCUGGAGGAGGAGAACUCCGCCUUGGCCUCGGAGAACGAGAACCAGAGGGAGCAGUACGAACGCUGUCUCGAUGAGGUUGCCAAUCAAGUUGUGCAGGCGCUUCUCACCCAGAAGGAUCUGAGAGAGGAAUGUCUGAAGCUGCGAACCAGAGUUUUUGACCUCGAGCAGCAGAAUCGGGCGCUGAGUAUCUUGUUCCAGCAGAGGAUCAAGCCUGCCUCAGACCUGCUUCUCCAGAAACUCCACUCUCGGAUCAUGGAUCUGUCUGCAGCAGAUUUGCUUCUGGAGCCAGAGAGAAGCAAGGCCUUCCUGCUUUCCAGGAAUACGGACUCUCCCUCUAACGAGGUUCAGUUGAACGGGAAGGCAGGUCUACCUGUGGCUAAGUGUCUGAGCCAGCUGAGUCUGACAGUGCCGGCGCCUGUAUACCCACGCAGCAGCUGCAGCAGCAGUGAGUUGUCCCUGUCGAGCGCGUGCAGCGAAUUCUCCAGCGGCUCGUACACCUGGAAUGAUGGACGCUCCUGUGGGAAAAUGUCGUCUCUGACCUGGGAGAAGAGGCUGAGUUUGGGUUCAUCAGCCCCUAGCAACAUCUGUGCCCCACAGGAGGAGCAGCUGCCCACAAGGCGCAAGGAGAGCCACAUACUGGAGGGACUGAGAAAGCUCCAGAGGAGGAAACACAGGAGCUCAUCUUCUUCGUCCAAGGUCUCCAAGUCAGGCUACAAAGACUGCAUGAACUCCAAUGAGGGCAUCUACUCCCUGGGUAUCAAGAGUAGCAGUAAAGGGGUGUCCAAGCCCACCCACGUGGGUCGAAGUUUGGCUGCUGGGGGCAAGAAGUUCUCUUACGACUCUGACGAUGCAGAUGAUGAAUUGGCGCAUUCCAGUCGUGGAGAUAACAUCCCCACCAAGGACAGCUGGUUUUACUGUAAGAGGCGCUCCCACAGCAUCUCAGAGAGUUUAUGUAGCUGGGAGGGGACACAGGACAGUGGGGGUGGAGGUGGAGGUGAUGAUAGCUCAGGUCCCAUGGCUGCAAAACAGUCCUCUGGCUAUGACUCAAAAGAGCGUCCUGAGAAACUCAUGAGUUUCAUUAACAGUUUUCUCCCUGAGGGAGGGCGGACAUCAGCUUUUACUAAACCAUCCAUGCUGCACUUCAACCCCUCUGACCCAGAGGGUCCCAAUCACCUCUCUGAUGUGGAUGAUCCAGAGGAACUGAACUCUGAGUCCAGUGACAUCCGAAUGUCCUUCAGCCAGCCACCAGAGCAAGCAGAGAGGGACUCCAAGAGGCUGUCGAGGGAUUCUGCCAAGCUGCUUGCACAACAGUGCUUGCGAAGAGACCAGGGACGCACCCAGUCUGCAGAUGGGAGGCCCCGGCCUUUCAGCCUCAUUAAGGAGCCCAAAGCGGCCAAAUGCACUCAGUCUGAGGAGAGCAUUUUGGCAAUAUUUGAUGCAGAAGGAGAACCUAUUGAACUUUGUGCGCAGAAACUAGGUGCUGGGUCUCGAAAUGACAUUCAAGGUAGCAGAGGAGUGGCUGAUUACACAGAGCUGGUGCCCCAAGAGAGACCAACAAGACAAAAGUCAGCAAAUACAAGAAACUACAGUGUUCUUGAAUCUCCGGAAAAGCCAUCUGAAUAUCACAUUAGGACCGGCAAAACGAGCAAUAGCAGAGAAGGCAGUGCAGAGAGGCUGUCAAUGCAGUUGACUCCACAAAGGAAGCUAAUCAAACCUCCAAGCAACCGAGCUAAUAAAGGCCAUUCAAUCCCUCCCAUGAAUGAUUCUGCUGGUCCCAAGUCCAGUGGUUCAAAGAUACCGGGUCGUAACAAACCUUCGGGAUCUCCACUGAGAUUCUCCAAGGGCUCCACUAUUGAACACAGUAACAGUGGAAACUCAGGACCCUCUGGUCAGGAGAAAUCCCCCUCAUCUCCUACAGUUAAAAUAUCCAGGUUCAUUAAGACGCCAGGAAACUGCUCACAGAGCCAGAAGGCAGUGAAUUCCAAGCUUCCCAGCAGGGCUGAAUGGAGUAAGGGCUCCUCCUCUGGUUCCCCACACCUGUCGAGGAGGCACCUGGAGUAUGCUGAUAAUGGCGAACAGCCAACCAGAGACAAACACUGUGAAACCAGCAAAAAUAAACUCAGGUCCCCUUCUCCUCCCCCUCCCCCAGGCCGCACCACCUCCUUACUGAUCAGACCAAAUUACGAAGGGUCGCCUCAAGCACAUAAAACAGGGGUGGCUCAACCAUCCACACCAACCACUGUGAGGGGCCCUCCCCCGAGUUACCACACCUCACUUGUACCAAAUAUGCAAACUACGCUACCCAUCAAGGAUAAAGACUGUUUAGACUUGGAUGCAGGCUAUGGGACUGCACUUGCACCUCAGAAACUGGUCGACAGAGCCAGUCAGCACCUUCAGAAGUCCCCCGCCAUGACUCAGACAUCUGCUAAAGGCACUUCCAAGCGAAUGACCACGAAAGACUACCUCCCUUCUGCAAACUCAGGGUGUGCUCCAGAACCUGAAAAUGCACCUAAAAGCUCAAAGAAUGUCCCUCCUCCCUACAGUGCCCUCAGAGGGUCCUCACUUCAGAACUCAUUUGCAAGUAAACAAGGAUCAACCCAUGAAAAUGUCCAUCAGUCAGUGCAGAAGACCUCUAUUAGUUUACCUGUAUCACUUCAGGACACCCCUCAAGGUAAAACAGAACCACAGAAUGGAAAAGCUGUAGUCAGCCCACCCAGCUCAGUCAUGAUGUCCCCUAACUCAGUGGAAAAAGCCUCAAAGACUCGCAUCCCAAUGGGGUUUAAAGCAUUUUUAAAAUCUCCCCCCAGCCAUAAAAGCAGUCCUUCUAUACCAGGCAAGCAAGAGAAAGAUCAUAUCAACUCAGUCUCUAAGGAGACUGUGACUUCAAAUGCUUCUACCCAGUGUGACAGCUUGCAGCCAGUGUACAGUAUUGAUUCACCACCCAAGAUGUCCAUUACAGAGGGGAAAGGUGAAGUCCAGUGUAGGUUACUGGAGGAGGAAGUAAGCGCUGCCGUGUUACCAGAGGAGGGGGAUGUGUGCGAAAAGGGGAAAAGGAGUAGUCAACUUUUCUCCAGAUCCAUAUCUGUUACGACCAAACCUCAUCUAAAGCCGGCCCUGGGGAUGAACGGAGCCAAAGCCCGCAGCCAGAGUUUCAGCACCAACUACAUUGAGAAACCCAACAUCAACGCUCUAGAUGGACCGGGAAAAAUCAGAACGCAGAUCAUCACCAACUCAGGUGAAAGGGGGAACUCUCUGUCAAGACAGAGCUCCUUAGAGGUACCAAGUGUUUCUUUGGCUGAGAGCCCUGUACAUUCCCCCAGGACCAGGCUUAGCCACUACGGUGGUAUGACAGGGUCCAAUAGUCAUAACAUCCUUCCUGAGCGAUCCUCUAAAUCAGGCUCCAAAGGUGAGGGGACACAGGGUACAGCAAAAGGGGAGGGGAUCACCACGCCUUCUCAAAAAGAGGUGCGCAGCUUACCCAGCAGUGAUAGGAGUGGUUUGAGCAACAUCCGUAAGCCAGCAAAAGUUGCCUCUCAUCCACAGUUUCAGCCUCCCCCUUCUUAUAGCUCAGAAAACCCAGUGCGAGAGACAGGAGUCAUAGCAACCACAACUAAUGAGCCACACUUUAGCAGGGAAGCGAAAACUCAGACGGACUCUCCAAACAAAGCCCCAGAAACGGAGGAGAAAAAAAUCAGCCCCACAGUCUGCACUAUUGAAGAGAAAGUCAUGAUGGGAAUCGAAGAGAAUGUGCAGAAAUGUCAAGAGCAGGAGAAGGUCGCUGCCAGCGAGGCCAAACAGAAGACGGGCCCCUCUCUGGCGAACUGGUUUGGCCUCCGUAAGAGCAAACUCCCAGCUCUGAGUGGUAAGAAAACAGACUCCCCCAAGGGAAAAGAGGAGAAGAAAGAGCUCAAGAUCGGAUCAGUGCUCGGAGGCAAACAGAUGAAGUCUGACAAGAAGAAGGAUAAGAAGAAAAAUGACAGCCAGCAGAAAGACAGUCAGGAGGUGCAGAAUCUGUCCGAGAUGAACAACAAGCUGAGCUCCAUCAUGGACCACUGCAACAAUCAGAUGGGUCAGAUCGCCAGUCAGAUCCAGUGCACGACAGCGUUUAUCGGCAAAGACCAGUUCGUGAAAGAGCUUCUUGGCAGGACCGCUGUGAAGGGCAACUCUGUGGCUGCAUCGCCGCCUGGGAUCUCCACACCCAAGAAACACGGCGAAAUGAAGGGAGAUAUGGAGAUCUGUCCAGAUACCGCUACCCUGAUCAUGACUCAGAGGAUCAACCUGAGGGCUGAAAAUGAGGAGGCACGCAUCCCAGACACAGCCUGUCAAGAUCACAUGAUCGGCUCCGGCUGUCAGAUGAGAACCCUGGACAGCGGGAUCGGCACCUUCCCCCUCCCCGAUUCCGUCACCCGGGCCAGCGGUCGCCACAUCCCUAAAUCCGAAUCCAGUCCCGAUGGGGUGACCGCCGGCUCCUCCUCCUCCGAGCUCGACCCGGAGCCUCCCUCCUCUCACACAGACCCCUCUCACCCCGAUGUGAAAGUGCCUUCCCUCCCAAAAACCCGCCUGCAUGCUCCUACCAGCAUGGGUCACUCCCUGUCCGACCCCACUGUGACCUGCAGCAGCAACGGCCCAGACACCCAGAGCCGCCUGCCCAAAUUAGCAACUUCAGAUGCAAUCAGGACAAAGAGGUCGAGUCUUUGUGCUCCACGGAGCAACAUCCCCACAGAGGACAAAGAGAAAGAAGCAGAGAGGAAGAUGAAAAUCAAGGACUAUGAUAUGCCUGGUGAAAGAGCCCUGAGAGUGUGCACGUACUCAGGCAGCAGCAGCAGCGACACCGAGACUGAACUCGAGGAAACCGGAAGCACUCUGGGCUCGCCGCAGAGGACCCUGAUCAACAGACCCAAGAAGACUGACUCAGUCGACCGGAACGAGGAGACCCUGAAGAGAAGCAGCGUGGUGGAGAAAUCUUUGUCGAUCAUGGACUACUACCAACACGACGUGUUCUCACAUCUGGAGAAGGACAGCAGGAGGAUCUCCCAGUACAACCUGUUGCACAAAGAGUCAUCCCUCGAUGGCAAAGCAGGAGACAGACUCAGCAAGGAGAUUCCCCUGGAGAAAACGCCCGUCAGUGCAAACCAGCCGGGCUCUCUCGACUUCUCUCUGGAGUCCCUGAACAAGCUGAAUCACAGCAGCUCUGCCAGCGGUUUAGGCGGCCGCAGAGGCGACUGCCACACCGAUGUGGGGAAGAGCUCGGAGGACUGCUGCAAGGUGGACGAGCCCUCUUCCUCCAGCUUCUCUGGAAAGCCCGGGGCGGAUCCUGUGGGCUCCCUGAGCGACUCUCUGUACGACAGCUUCUCCUCCUGCACCAGCCAGGGCUCCAAUGAUGUGUAGGAGGCAAAGAGUAGGAGGGCGGGGCUGUAGUGAAGGAGGCCGGUCCAUGUCCUGAGUCUGGCCACUCCUCCUUGUUGAGUUCUCUCUUGGAAAUCCCGUAGUAGGACGUUGAAGGCUAACGACUCGGACUGGACGAACAGAUUCUUGACUACAGCCCUGCCCCAACAUAAAGAGCCCUGUCCUCUCUACACACAACACAAAGCACUUAGUGGAGCUGGAGACACGAGGACGAAACCUCAACCCAAACACCAAACCAGGACUUGUAAUAGUUUGACUCUGGGUGUGGUGGAGCGGACAGCAAUACUCAACGUUGUCUCAUUGCAAUUUGUAGUUUUCUUCUUUCCCCCCACGCUGGGGAACGUCUUAUCAUUGCACUGUAACAAAUACUGUACAAAGUUUGUAAGGAGUGUAAAGUGAAUUUAUUUGCAAUUAUUCAAGCAGUGAUGAAGCAGGGCAUCUUGGGGCAACACUGAUGGGCAACAUUGGCAUACAAUUGCUUUCAGUUGCAUUCCUGUCGGCUAGGAAACUAGAUUUAAACCCAGGGGGGUCAUUUUAUGUUUUGCUGCUAGGUACGUUGCCCAUUAAAGUUGUCCAAAAAAUUGCCCAAUGCAGACUCAGCAACCCAUAAUAACACACCUGGCUCAUCCUCUUCCUUUUUUAAAUCACACUUCCUGUUGAUUUGAAAUCAUUUUAAAGGUAAAACCUGUUGCCAAUCUUGGCUCUGUGUGUGAUCUUUUGAGCAGUUAUGCAAAACAAAGCAGAAAAUAGUGACAAACGUUGAUCACUCAGCUAAUAAAACUCACUUUUAACAGUAGCUUAUCUCAUGAUGUCAACACAUGUUGAUGUUUCCUCAUGGUACAUGAACUAAUGUAUGGAUGUUUCGUGUCAGACUGACAGGCAGGUACAUUAAACAACCAACGUUUUGGCUUGAACGCACCCAGUGUCAUUGUUGGUAGCUCAGGGAACAUACUGGACUAAUGUAGAUUGUAAGACUUUUAAAUGCAGCCAUCAGGAAAAAAUACAAAUAACACUCAGCUUUUCUUUAUUUUUUAUUUUUUAUUUCCUGAUACAAAACUCCUCACAGUCUAGUUUCUCCUCUAAUGUAGCACAGCAAACCUGAACUCUCCAAACCUCAGUUCUCCUCUCAUAGUUGUAUAUUAUGUUGUAUAUAAAAAUUGCUAUAAGUUAAUAUCAGAAUGGGCAUUGCUGAUUGAUAUAUGCAAAAUAAUAAUAAUAAUAAACAAAAACAGAUGUAAAUCGUUUGCCAAUCAUUCAACCAAGGUUUUUAGUCUGCUGUUUGAGAAUGGCAUGUUUCUUUUGUUAUGGAAUUCUUUAGGGGUUCUUGUUUAAAAAAAAAAAAGUCUUUAUUUUGAUCGAUAAGAGCUAAUGCUAAAAUAUUUUAUCACUUUAUUUUAAAGACAUAUUUGAAUUUUAGGCUGACAUUAUGCCAAAUUUCUAUCUGGAAUUUGACCAGCUGGUGCUAUAAUCAACAGAGCCGACUGUGUGUUUCAAUUUUUCUAUGAAACUGUUAAUAUUGUAUGAAGAGAGUCUGAAGAGGACUUGUGUAUUUUUCUAGAUGUCCAGUAUUUAUACCCACAUUUUGUACUGUCAGACUGUAGUGUGAUUGUCAUGCUUCACCUCUCUCCUUAAAUGUUCCUGGUUCCUUUGUAAAGAGAAAUGGUUACCAGCAGUGUUACUUUGGUAAUUAUUAUUAAUAUUAUUGUUAUUAUUACUGUGUGCAAUUUUGUCUGUUACACUAGACUUUAAUGCUAUAUUUUAUGUAACUAUUUCCUAAAUAAAUAUGAGAAACUAUUUCCUAUUUCAA
Messenger RNA from Lates calcarifer (barramundi perch), 8705 nucleotides. Its product is annotated as nck-associated protein 5. NCBI's taxonomy places the organism in Eukaryota, Metazoa, Chordata, Actinopteri, Centropomidae. The transcript has 18 exons. Gene Ontology annotation, cellular component: microtubule plus-end. Gene Ontology annotation, biological process: microtubule bundle formation; microtubule depolymerization. The coding region runs from base 1091 to 6880 and encodes 1929 amino acids. The record is from RefSeq and is a predicted model, not a curated record.